UUCGCGCGCGGCGGUGACGUCACUCCCGGCUUGGAAGUAGUGGCGGGAAAUCGUCGGGGGUUCCCAGGCGAUGGCGGCGGCAGAAGGAGAAGAACCGCAGCUGCAGCCUGGCUCGGAGCUGGAUGGAGACUCCGAUGCGAGCAGUGAGGAGGUCGUGCUGCUGACCCCGGCCCAGCUCAUCCGCAGCCUGGAGCAGGCUUGGAUGAACGAGAAGUUUUCCCCAGAACUCCUGGAGAGCAAGUCAGAAGUUGUUGAGUGCGUCAUAGAACAGCUGGAGCAUAUGGAGGAGAAUCUGAAGCGGGCCAAGAGAGGUGACCUCAAAGUCGGCAUUCACCGCAUGGAGGUGGAGCGCAUCCGCUACGUCCUUAGUAGCUACCUACGCUGCCGGCUCCGGAAGAUUGAGAAGUAUUUUCCUCACAUCCUAGAGAAGGAGAAGACACGGGCCGAGGGGGAGCAAUCGAUCCUGUCUCCAGAAGAGUUUGCCUUUGCCAAAGAGUUCAUGGCGAACACGGAGGCCCAUUUCCGAAAUGUGGCUUUGAAGCAUAUGCCUCCCAACCUGCAGAAGGUGGAUCUCCUGAAGGCAGUUCCCAAACCAAACCUGGAUGCCUUUGUUUUCCUGCGGGUGAAGGAGAGGCAAGAGAAUAUCCUGGUGGAGCCGGAAACUGACGAGCAGAGCGAAUAUGCGAUUGACCUGGAGAAAGGCUCUCAGCAUCUGAUCCGGUACAAAACCAUCGCUCCCUUGGUGGCUUCAGGUGCCGUUCAGCUCAUCUAAGCAGCUCGGAGAUGCACUUUUUGCAGCUGCCGGGCGGAGGAUUUGUUGCUUAACACUGAGGUCACUCCGUGUGCCCAGAUGCACCAUCCCUGCCUGCCUUGAGAACUCAGCUCCACUUGCUUGUGGGACGACACAAUUCUGGAUUUGGGGUGUGGGGCAGUGUUUCCUGUAAACAGGGAUUCACAGAUGUUCUUGACUAUAACUCCCAUCAUGCCCAGCUUCAAUGGCCUUUGCCUGGGGAUGAUGGGCGUUGUAUUCAACAACGUCUGGGAAUGUUUUUUCCUGGGACAACAGGUGGGCAGAGAAUGCACAGAAGAAGCAUAGCUGUUCCCUUGCAUGUGCAGCAGGUGGUGCUGUUGUGGUUGCCAAGUUCUGUCUUCUGAACCAAGCACUUAAUGGCUGUAAGGUGCGUUUUUGUGAAGUGUGCAUAUGCAAUGUGUUGUCAUUCCUUGCCCCUGAACAUGGCUGCAGCAGCUACCUGGGUGGCUGUAUAACCUCUGAAGGGACAUAUCGGACGACGGACACUAGGGUGUCUUCAGUCUAACAACAAACAACGCUAUCCGUGACUUUAGAGGAUGAGAAACAGUAGCCAAAUUAUGUACAAGGAUGAAAAUAUAGGAUGAUGCUGUUUAAA
This is a messenger RNA of Hemicordylus capensis (graceful crag lizard), 1406 nucleotides long. It is a transcript of the gene GINS4, whose product is annotated as GINS complex subunit 4. Gene Ontology annotation, biological process: double-strand break repair via break-induced replication; DNA-templated DNA replication. The record is from RefSeq and is a predicted model, not a curated record. Gene Ontology annotation, cellular component: GINS complex. The coding region runs from base 71 to 772 and encodes 233 amino acids. NCBI's taxonomy places the organism in Eukaryota, Metazoa, Chordata, Lepidosauria, Squamata, Cordylidae. The transcript has 7 exons.